Paramecium octaurelia is the source of this 1415-nucleotide messenger RNA. The record is from the annotation of a GenBank genome assembly. Lineage: Eukaryota; Ciliophora; Oligohymenophorea; Peniculida; Parameciidae.
AUGUAAGAUUGUCAUAAGUCUUAAAAGAUAGCUAUAUGUAUGGUUGGAUUGCCAGCGAGAGGGAAAACCUAUAUUUCUCGGAAACUCCAUAGAUAUUUAAAUUGGUUAGGUUAUAAUUGUAAGGUGUUCAACAUUGGAAAUUAUCGAAGGGAAAUCUGUGGAACUGAAUGUGACAAGACCUUCUUUGAUUCAAAAAAUGAACAAGUAUAUUGAGCAUUAAUUAGGCAACUAAAGCAAGAAAUGAGUGUGCUUAGAUGGCAUUGAAUGAUUUGAUCAGCUAUUUAAAUGGCGAUGGAGAGAUUGCUAUUUUUGAUGGGACCAACACAACAAAGUAGAGGAGGAAUAUGGUUUAAUGCUCAUUAUCACAAUAAUGCCAAAAUGUACAGACUCUUUGGAUUGAAUCAAUUUGUGAUGACGCCGAGGUGAUUCAAAAUAAUAUCAGAUUAACUAAGCUUAAUAAUCCUGAUUAUGUUUCAAUGAAUCCUGAGGAUGCCACAAAGGAUUUCUUAGGAAGAAUUAGAAUGUAUGAGGAAGUGUAUCAAAAGAUAGAACUAGACGAGAAUUUAUCAUUUAUCAAAUUAAUUAAUAUCGGUGAAGAUGUAUCAUAUUGAUUCAUUAAUAGAUUUAAAUCCACAAAGUUAAAGGCUAUUUGUUAUCCAAAAUCAUUUCAUAUUUGAUGAAUCUCCACAUAUAUCCCAGACCAAUUUAUUUGACUAGACAUGGUGGGAGCACAUUUAAUUAAGAAAACAGAGUGGGUGGAGAUUGUGAUUUAUCCCAAUAAGGAAUUCAAUAUUCAGAAUAACUGGGGAAGUUUUUGCUUGAUGAAUUUCCCACUUAGGAACAGAGGAAUCAAAUUCAUUGCUUGACUUCCACAAUGAAGAGAGCAACUCAUACAGCUGACAUUGUUUGCAACAUUCUCAAGAUAAGCUAUUUGUAAUUAAAGACUUUGGAUGAAAUAAAUGUGGGCAUUUGCGAUGGCUUAACUUAUACUUAAAUUGCAAUUUAAUUUCCUGAAGACUUUGCUGUAUCUUUUGUAAUAUUAACUCCAUUAGUAAAGAAAAGUGAACAAAUUAACCUACAGGUAUCCCAGAGGAGAAUCCUAUUUAGAUUUGAUUAGUAGGAUAGAACCAAUUAUCUAUGAAAUUGAGAGAUCUCGAGAACCUGUAUUAGUUAUAGGACAUCAAGCCAUUUUAAGAUGUCUCUAUGCCUAUUUCCAUCGAAAUGAGAUCUCAGAAGUACCUCAAUUAGAGAUUCCAAUACAUGCAAUUAUAAAAUUAACUCCAGCUGCAUAUUAUUGUGAAGAGAUAAGAAUCAAAAUUGAUCCAGAAACUGGAGAGAGAAAAUAAAUAGAAGAAGAUCUUCAAAUUGAAAGAGUCAAUUUGUUAACUAAGAAAAAGAGUUACAUCUUAUUAUGA